Molecule: messenger RNA, 4249 nt
Organism: Fusarium odoratissimum NRRL 54006
Lineage: Eukaryota; Fungi; Ascomycota; Sordariomycetes; Hypocreales; Nectriaceae
Exons: 1
Coding region: 806-3559 (917 amino acids)
Cellular component (GO): nucleus
Molecular function (GO): DNA binding
Source: RefSeq, a predicted model, not a curated record
CGGGCUGUGUAGAGUGAAGAUUGCGUAUGCGUUUGUGUGUUUGUGGUGGCUCUGUCAAUGACGAGAAAUUGAAAUUGGUGGUGAUUUGCUUGUGGUUUUUACUGGUUUUGGUGUCGAAGCCUCUACAGGUUGACAUCAUUUGUAAGAUCCCUACUUUACAGUUUCAGUUGAUCACCGCCGUUGAAUUUACUCCCCAGCGAAAGUCCAAGCUUUCCGAUCCCCUAUUAACGAGUUUUUAAAUCGCAGGCUGGGGAGCUAAUAAGCGACUCUAAAUCAGGAAGCAUUGAGUUAAAUCACCCGCAUCUGAUUACAGCCGUGCUUCUGACGGUGAGAAGCAGGGCGAAGGAAAGGAAUGAACCAAAGUGAAUGUCUUGAGGGUCUUUCUGUCCUGCCUUAGUGCCUGAUUCUUUCUCCCGGAACCUGACCUGAGACCUGGGCUGCAGGGAAUGAACCAACCAAGCCGAGCCUGACACUGCGCUUAGCUUGCUUCCAUUCAAUGCGCCUCACCUCACACACUUCUACAGCCAGUACAACCAUCCCCUCUUCACGACUCUCCGUUGCUUUGCUGUAACCAAACUCGCCCAACAUUACCACCAUUCUCACUUUGACAGCCUGAAUCUCACUUUGCCUGAUCCUCGCUUUUUUCCUUGUCAUACCGCGAUAUCAUUAUCGACUCCUCCUUGCGCCCACUAUUCUUGACCGCUUUCUUGAACUGAACACCCUUGGAAUUAUCGACGACAACCACGAAUAACCACGAAAUCACUAUCCGCCAUACGAUACUCUUACCACAUCUCCAUGGUCCACCAUGUCCUCCAAGGACCACGACCUCGAGGUCCCAGCCGAUGAGCGGCCGCGCGAAAAGCCAAGACGCUCCAAAUCCGAACGAAAGGAUCACAAAGAUCGCGACCGAGAUCAUGAUCGGGAAAAGCAUAAGGACCCCGACCGCGAGCGUCGCCGACAUCGCACCUCACGAUCUUCUAGAAGCAAGCUCAGUGAGGUGAGCGACAACGUUUCUCACACAUCUAGUCGCCGUCACCGUCACCGUAGGGAAAGGGACAGUGACGAGCACACCCACCGUCAUCACCGCGCAGCUUCGACCAGUGACUUGGCUAGCUCAGACAUGGCCAGGACGUCAACAGCUGCUACCUCUAUACUUUCUGAUCGCAUCUCAAUGCCUUACCCGUCUUUCAGCAAGGCACACAGUAAGGAGGCCAUCGUUAGUCGCGACUCCCUGUCUCUCCCUCGCCAACGUAGUCCCAAACCGUCUACUCCUGAACCUACAGAUGCUCCAAUCACUGAAGAUUCGAGAUCCCGCAAGGGUUCUGACAGCGGCAAGCCAGAUGUGCCGCUCAGUCCACCCCGAACUGAUCUGGAUGCGGACAAAACAGCAGUGAACGAGGAAACACCAGAGGAUCCAGCCAAAGAAGAAUAUCCAAAAGAGGAAGCCCCCGAAAAUGAAACGCCAAAGGUUGAGACACCUAGAGAGGAAACCCCAAGGAUCCGAACGCCUACAGAAGAACUCCCAGCAUCCGAGGCUGGUCUCGAACAGCCAAAGUCAAGAGUGUCAAGUCUAUCUUGCUCGGUAUCACGAAACGAGGAGCGCUCCCGUGUGAGUCGUCGGUCCGGAGUCUCAAGCCAAGCUACCUACGUCAAGUCUUCAUCGCGCCGCUCUGGCGACAAGAUUCGCCGUUCUGAUUCUCGGGCAUCUAGUUCUUCUCAUCGCUCUAUCCACCGAACAUCAUCUACUCGAAGUCACAGAAGGUAUGAUGUCGAUGGAGCAUCUUCUCCUUCAAGCGCUCAGGAUUCAUCUCCCAGGACACCAACCCAGGCCCCAUUCCCUCAUGGAUACCCGGAUGCCAAGCCUGAGACUCCCUCAGUCAUCGACGUCCAAGACGUCGAUUCAAAUCUGCAUUCGAAGACAGCAACACCUGCGUCUACUUUUGGUGCUGCUCCUCCGCCUCCACCACCUCCUCCCCCUCCUGCCCUCGAUGUUCACGAUAUGCCGCGAGUCGACUAUUUGCUCCAGAACGGUGGCCUGGCUUAUACAGCCCCUAAGAACUUCCUUUCUGUUUUACCCCGUCAGAAUGGGAACCGACCUUCAAACCCUCCUCUAGUCGGUACAGACACCCUGUUUGCUCCCUUCCAUAAUCUAUUAGACCAGUACAACACAGUACUCAGCAAGCAGGGUUCUAUUGCUGUCGCUACUGGGCACCGUUCUGUUGCUCGCAGGCUGUUGGACCGCCUCGAAAACGUCUUUUCUCGCGACCUGCCUCCUCAUGGUUGCACUUGCAUCAUGUGCGAUAACCCUCAUGAAAUUCACGAUGGUCUCAACUGGGGUGAUGUGUUAGAGUGGGUGAGCGGUCGAAUUGACCUCCCGCAGUGGCCGCCCUUUGAUCUUGCCGAAGUUGGCACCAAAGCUGCUGAAAUCUCCGGCGACAGGCCUCCUCGACCUCAGUCGCCUGUCCAGCUGGACCCUGAUAUUGCGGAGGAGUUUAGGGAGCACUAUCUCCGUCAGUCGAAGAAAGUUCGCUCUGCUGUCGACCGAUGGCUAUCCAACACUGGAGAAACACCAGUGCCACCUCCCCAAGAUGUCGACGACGAGACAUUGUCCUUUGCUAUUCUCACAAACCUUGACCCCGAGGACCGCCCUUACUUUAACGCGAUCAUGACCGGCUCGAAGGAGCUGAAGUCGUCAGUUCGUGCUCCUACACCUGGACAUCGACCACGAACAGAUUUUCUCAUUAAGACCGGCCUGGCCCUGCAGCGGCUAUACAGAUUGCAGCAAGUGCCACGAGACGCUGAAUCGGCCACGUAUCUGGUUAAGAACCCGCAUACGCAUGAUCUCCUCGUUGCACUUUCCAACAUCAACAAUUCAGAGUGGGAGAUUCUCAUUUCUGGUCGCUUCGACGGCUUCCUCUGGUCAGGAGCUGACGAUGAUGUGUCACAAACUCCUCACAAUGAAUCGCGCGGCCCGACCCCCGCUAGUGCCUAUUACAAUACACGAACGAUGAGCCCUGGACCUCGAGCUUCAUCGUCGUUCAGUUCGAGAAACACGACUCCUUUUUCGGUCUACUCACGAGGUACAACACCAGCCUCAUUCGUCAGUGUCAACACUACAGGAAUGCCCGGAAGUCGACAGGCCGUCUCGAACGAUGAGGAGAUGGAAAUGGCAGCCAUUGCAGAAAUUGAACGAGAGAUCUAUAAGGGAAUGGAGACUCUGGAGGAUGCCUUCGAGAAGUUGCACAAGAAGGCCGAAGUUGUCCGGAAUGCACUACGCCAGCGAGGAGCUGCUUUGAUGCAGAACUUGCAGAACCGCCGUCGUAUUGACGUGCUUUCCGGCCCCAACUCUGGAAACUCCCAAGCUUCGGGCUAUGAGCGCCCGGCUUGGGCUGGCGAAAGCGAUCGUGAUCCGGGAAGUGACGAUGAUUGGGCAUUUGAUGAUGUCGACAUCAUGCCUGAUGAUUCGGCCAGUAACAUCAGUAGUUCACGACACCGACGACCUAAGAGGCGUACGGAGCGACGAACACCAGCCCCGAUCAACGAAGAGGAUGAGGAUUGAGCGUCAGACUACGAUACCCAGAACUCCAUGGCAUGAUGGGGGAGGAUUAUACGAAUGACGACAGAAACGUUUGAAGGAAGCGCAUCUUUUCCAGUAUAGAGAUCUCAAAAACCAGUCCAAUGUCUAUUGUCACGAGAAUUUGUUUGAUUCACCAACGAUUUGUGAGAGCACCUCAAGAUGUUUGAGAUUGACUGUCAGAUACCACACAUGUAUUCCCAACGUUGAAAAAUGGGGACUACGCUAUACCUCGAAGGUGGUUGAGGAGGUUUAUUUUUGCUUUGCUUUUAUUCAUUCUUGCUCUGUUGUUUUUACUGCCUUGUUCUACGGUGGGAAAAGAAAGACCGCAAAGGUCUAUCAUGGAGAAAAUGAAACGUCAAUCACUGAUGGUGACGAACUUGUCAAAGUUUGUUCAGAGCUGGGGUUUUCUGGCCCAGAUCUGAGGUAGUUGUCGGAUCCUUGUUCAAUUGUUGGUGGAUGUGUCAAUAGAAAGGGAGAGGUCUUGAGCUUGAAGGAUGCUUGGGUCCGGUCAUUGAUCAGGGACAGAUGAUAGAAGGAUAUACCUCUGGCAGAUUUAAUGAAUGAUGGGUGGAAUAAAUGACCUGCUCCUUUUCAAGAUCAUUCCUGAAGUGACUUGAUAACGAUGACUCCAUGGAAGCCUCUAUGCUAAUGUGCGUGACGUUUACACGAGAA